CAUAAAAAGUACUUUUGUAUCUUGCUCCAAAAUACAAAAUGAGAGAACUGUGUUCAUGGGCCUUAUACCGGGCUGUAUUUGCUGAGUUUCUGGGUACACUGAUCUUUGUGUUUUUUGGACUGGGAUCUGCUCUGAGAUGGCCAGCCGCCCUACCAACGGUUCUCCAGAUCUCGCUGGCCUUUGGUUUAGCGAUAGGAACCCUUGUGCAAACGAUGGGACCUAUAAGUGGAGCACAUAUAAACCCAGCUGUUACCUUUGCCUUCUUUGUUGGCUCUCAAAUCUCUAUAUGGAGGACUGCUUUUUACAUCAUUGCCCAGAUUUUGGGGGGCUUGGCUGGGGCUGGUAUACUAUAUGGAGUUGUUCCGCCAGCUGUCCGAGGAAGCUUUGCUGUCAAUUCUCUCAGUAACAACACACUUCCAGGACUGGGUCUCGUCGUUGAGAUUAUUCUUACCUUCCAACUGGUUUUGUGCAUCUUUGCAACCACUGACAUACGCCGAAGUGAUAAUGUAGGAUCUCCGGCUAUUUCCAUCGGCCUUUCUGUCACUCUGGGACAUCUUGUUGGAAUAUAUUUCACUGGCUGCUCAAUGAAUCCUGCACGAUCUUUCUCUCCAGCUGUCAUCACAAGAAGCUUUCGCAAUCACUGGGUCUUCUGGGUUGGGCCACUGGUAGGAGGUGUGGCGGCCUCCUUAAUGUACACCUAUGUUUUGUACCCCUGCACGAGGACCCCUUCGGAGAGACUGGAAAUAAUGCUGGGAACAUACAAACCUGCAGACGAAUGGAACGAGCAGAAAGAACACCAGAGGAAACGUUCACUGGACUGUCCUGACCGUGUAAAUAAGCGGUACUCUAUGUAGCAAAAGAUGUAGUCUAAGGGACAAUAUCUUUAAGUGUCACAUCAGGGACCAAUGUGCCAGUGAAAUGGCUCAUCACUUAUAUUUCUCCUGUGCUAUAAUGUUAUAACAAUGCACAGCU
This is a messenger RNA of Nanorana parkeri, 972 nucleotides long. RefSeq names its product aquaporin-5-like. Bases 39 to 854 code for a protein of 271 amino acids. Gene Ontology annotation, cellular component: plasma membrane; apical plasma membrane. Lineage: Eukaryota; Metazoa; Chordata; Amphibia; Anura; Dicroglossidae. The record is from RefSeq and is a predicted model, not a curated record. Gene Ontology annotation, biological process: transmembrane transport. The transcript has 4 exons. Gene Ontology annotation, molecular function: water channel activity.